CACUGCCUAAUUCACCAGCAAGCACUGUGCUGCAAAGUGUUGAAGUGGGAUUCUGUAAUGAAGGUUGUGGUGUCGUGCAUAAACUUCAUCAGAGCAAAGGGACUUAAACACAGGCAGUUCCAAGAAUUCCUGUCUGAACUGGAGUCUACGCACGGAGAUGUGCUGUACUACACAGAGGUCCGAUGGCUGAGCCGGGGCAGAGUUUUGAGGCGUUUUUACGAGCUGCUACCCGAAAUUAACGCAUUUCUUCAUUUAAAAGACAAAACGGUCCCAGAGCUGAUCGACCCAGAAUGGAAAUGGCACCUCGCAUUUUUAACAGACGUGACAGAAAUACUUAACAGCCUUAACUUGCAGCUACAAGGCGAGGGGAAACUCAUUUGCGACAUGUAUUCACACAUAAAAGCAUUUGAGGUGAAAUUAGCGCUGCUUUUGGAACAAGUGAAAAAGCUCAACUCCGUCCAUCUUCCUGCUACCCAAAACCUGUCGACAGAGAACCCAGCGGUCCCGUUCCCAGCUGAAAAGUGCGUGGAAGCACUGGAAAUGCUGAAGGCGGAGUUCGGUGUGCGAUUCAGUGAACUACAUGUUCAUGCAAAAGAAAUCCGUCUUUUUCAGAACCCCUUUGUUGCCGACAUUGAUGAAGCCCAGCCUUCAUAUCAGUUUGAGUUGGCUGAGUUACAGAACUGUGAUGUUCUGAAAGACGCAUUCAAGCCCAACAGUCUCAUUGACUUCUAUGCCGCCCUCCCAAACGACACAUAUCCAAACAUCAAAAAACACGCAAUGAAAAUGUCCACAGUUUUUGGCAGCACGUAUAUCUGCGAGAAAACCUUUUCUCGCAUGAAACUGCUGAAAACCCAGAUGAGAUCAAGAUUGACAGAUGAACAUUUGCAUCAGUGCUUGAGACUGGCUGUAACUAGAAUGGAACCUGAUAUUCAACUUCUCACCAGCCAGAUGCAGGCCCACAGUUCACACUGAUGAACAUACAUAGGGAAGUUGAUGAGAGAGAGCUGCAAACAGCGGUGUCUACAAGCCUACUGGAACCUACAAAAGGAUUAUAAGGAAGGAACACAAGAACUUUAAGAGACUGCUCAUAUGUGUCAGAGAGAUUCUGCUCUGACAACUGAGCUGAACUUUUAUCUGUUAAGAUUGUGCAUGGCACGACAGAAAGUUAAUGUUCCAUGGCUUUUUUUUCUAUGAAGAACCCAGAGAGAGUUAUUUAGUUAUUAUUUAUUUCCUGUUUUUUCUGUGAAGAACUCAGAGAGGGUUAUUUAGUUAUUAUUUAUUUCAUUAAUAGUGUUAUUAUUUGUUUCCUGACUUUUUUCUGUAAAGAACCUGGAAAGGGUUAUUUGGUUAUGUGUGGCUUUCUGGAAAACAAUAAAUUUUUUAAGCUCC
Oncorhynchus nerka (sockeye salmon) is the source of this 1389-nucleotide messenger RNA. RefSeq names its product general transcription factor II-I repeat domain-containing protein 2-like. The transcript is spliced from 2 exons. The record is from RefSeq and is a predicted model, not a curated record. The coding region runs from base 58 to 972 and encodes 304 amino acids. NCBI's taxonomy places the organism in Eukaryota, Metazoa, Chordata, Actinopteri, Salmoniformes, Salmonidae.